Messenger RNA from Austrofundulus limnaeus, 2562 nucleotides. RefSeq names its product solute carrier family 44 member 4 (gene slc44a4). Gene Ontology annotation, molecular function: thiamine pyrophosphate transmembrane transporter activity. Gene Ontology annotation, biological process: thiamine pyrophosphate transmembrane transport; choline transport. The transcript has 22 exons. Lineage: Eukaryota; Metazoa; Chordata; Actinopteri; Cyprinodontiformes; Rivulidae. The record is from RefSeq and is a predicted model, not a curated record. Gene Ontology annotation, cellular component: plasma membrane. The coding region runs from base 219 to 2378 and encodes 719 amino acids.
CGAUCUUUGGUCGACCAUCCCUGAGCAGGUGCGCUCGCGCMUGUGUCGUCACUUCUUAGUUACAAGUGCCAGGAAGGGAAAAAAGAUUUCCUUAGAGUUGCGGUGUCCGUUUUUAGACCGGUUUUAGUGACUUGUUUGUAGAGUUUAUGUUCACUUUUAUCAGCCGUGGUUGUCGGUAGGAGUUACCGGGAGCGACAGGUGGAGGUUGAGGCGGGAACAUGGGUAAAAAACAGGAGGACGAGAGUCCGGAAUCCGAGUACGGAGAACCUGCUCAGUUCGACCCAACCUUCAACGGACCCAUAAAGAAAAGAGGAUGCACGGAUAUAAUCUGCUGCGUUCUGUUCAUGGCCGUCGUCCUCGGCUACGUAGGGGUGGGAAUAUUAGCUUGGGUUUAUGGAGACCCACGACACGUUCUUUAUCCAAGGAAUUCAACUGGAUGGUUCUGUGGCKUCGGAGUGAACAAAAACAAACCCAACUUGUUCUACUUUGAUAUCCUGAAAUGCGCCACGUCUGUAAAUGUGAUGGCGUCGGCUCUGAACGGGCUUCAGUGUCCAACCACGCAGAUCUGUGUAGAAACGUGUCCAAAUAGUUUCUGGGCUGUCAGUCCUCUGGACUACAUCAACAAAMCACCAAAGGAUGUUUUUAAUCAGAGUCUGUGUGUUCCAUCUUUAGACCUUACACGGACUACUUUGUCGGUUAAACAAAUCGUGGACAUGGAGCUGUGUCCUUUCCUCCACACACCCACAGCCUCAGUGUUGGGCAGAUGUUUGCCUGAUGUCACGGCUCUGAGUAAGCUCCCGCCGGCGUUUACGGACUCUACAGGAUUGUCCGUCAACGAUACGAUCGGCCUCAUCAAAAACGGCACAGGCUCAGGGGACAUCAUACAUGGUUUUAAUGCCCGGGAUGUCGGGAUCAGGAUAUUUGAAGAUUUUGCGUCAUCGUGGCCGUGGAUCCUUGUUGGUCUCCUGAUCGCGGCUCUGGUCAGUCUGCUGUUCCUGCUGCUGCUCAGGUUCACCGCCCCUGUCAUGGUCUGGGUCCUGAUCAUAGGACUCCUGGGAGCCGGUGCUUACGGGAUCUAUCACUGCUACUGGGAGUACAGUAACUACAAACAACAAUCUGCCACCAUCAGUAACGUCGGUUUCACCACCAACUUCCAGACUUAUUUACAAGUUCAAGAAACCUGGCUGGCCUUUUUGAUCAUCAUAUGUGUGGCAGAAGCCAUCAUUCUCCUGACCCUCAUCUUCCUCAGAACCAGAAUCCUCAUCGCGAUCGCUCUCAUUCAGGAGUCCAGCAGAGCGAUCGGUCACAUGAUGUCGACGUUGUUCUAUCCUCUCAUCACCUUCGUCCUCCUGCUGAUCUGCGUGGCCUACUGGGGCGCCACUGCUCUAUAUUUGGCCACUUCAGGGGUGCCGGUCUACAAAGUGGUGGCUCUGAAUUCCACGUCGAGCGGCUGUCGGAGCAUCAACGGCACGGUGGACUGCGACCCUCAGACCUUCAACUCAUCGGCGUAUCCAGGCUGCUCGUCCGCCAGCUGCAUCUUCAUCAAUUACAACGAGGAAGGUCUCUUCCAGAAGAACCUCUUCAACCUGCAGAUCUACAACGCCGUCGCCUUUCUCUGGUGCGUCAACUUCGUCAUCGCUCUGGGGCAGUGCACGCUGGCGGGGGCCUUCGCCUCCUACUACUGGGCCUUCACCAAACCGGGCGACAUCCCCAUGUUUCCUCUGUGCGCCAGCUUCAUGCGCUCCAUCAGGUAUCACGUGGGCUCUUUAGCAUUCGGUGCUUUAAUCCUGACCCUGGUCCAAAUAGUGAGGAUCCUGCUGGAAUACAUCGACCACAAAACAAGAUCGGCGCAGAACGCGUGCGCGCGGUUCAUCGUGUGCUGCUUGAAGUGCUGCUUCUGGUGUUUGGAGAAGGUGAUCAAGUUCAUCAACCGGAACGCCUACAUCAUGAUCGCCAUUUAUGGGAAGAACUUCUGCGUCUCAGCUAGAAACGCUUUCAAGCUCCUGAUGAGAAACAUAAUCAGGGUCGUCGUGCUCGAUAAAGUGACCGACCUGCUGCUGUUUUUUGGGAAGCUGCUGGUGGUGGGAGGAGUCGGCGUUUUGUCGUUUUUCUUCUUUUCUGGGCGGAUUCCUCUACCAGGCAGCACGUUCCGCUCAGAAACACUCAACUACUACUGGAUGCCCAUCAUCGCGGUGGUGUUCGGCAGCUACUUCAUCGCUCACGGAUUCUUCAGCGUGUACAACAUGUGUGUGGACACGCUCUUCCUCUGCUUCUUGGAGGACUUGGAGCGAAACGACGGGUCUCUGCAGAAGCCGUACUUCAUGUCCAAAAGCCUGAUGAAGAUCCUGAACAAAUCCAACAAAAAGACGGGGAAAUGAGACGAACAGGUUUUAAUCGCCACGGUUUCAGGACGUUUAUCUUCUUCCGAUUAGCACAUUUUUUUAAAAAAACGAUGUGUUUACCAAAAUACAUUUGCUUUGUUUGCACUUUUCGUAUCGACUGUUCUCAGACGGUGAUUUAUAGUUGUGUUUUAAAUAAAAGUUAAUUUAACAGGUUAUGAAA